AUGGAUCAUAAUUUAAGGAGAAACUUUUGUGUUGAAUGGGGCUUGGUGUUUCCAGAUGCCAAUGGGGAAUACCAGUCUCCUAUUAACCUAAACUCCAGAGAAGCUAGAUAUGACCCCUCGCUGCUGGAUGUCCGCCUUUCUCCAAAUUAUGUGGUCUGCCGGGACUGUGAAGUCACUAAUGAUGGACACACCAUUCAGGUUAUCCUGAAGUCAAAAUCAGUUCUGUCUGGAGGACCAUUGCCCCAAGGGCAUGAAUUUGAGCUGUAUGAAGUUAGAUUUCAUUGGGGAAGAGAAAACCAGCGUGGUUCUGAGCACACCGUUAAUUUCAAAGCUUUUCCCAUGGAGGGGGUAAUGAGAAUACUGUUGAUAAUGUCUUAUGAAUACUGCAUAUGUGGCACAUGUGGUAAAUAUAGCACAUGCCAUAUCAUAUUUAAUCCAUCACAGCUGCACCUGAUCCACUGGAACUCCACUCUGUUUGGCAGCAUUGAUGAGGCUGUGGGGAAGCCACAUGGCAUAGCCAUCAUUGCCCUGUUCGUUCAGAUAGGGAAGGAACAUGUUGGCCUGAAAGCUGUGACUGAAAUACUCCAGGAUAUUCAAUAUAAGGGAAAGUCCAAAACAAUACCUUGCUUUAAUCCUAACACUUUAUUACCAGACCCUCUGCUGCGGGAUUACUGGGUCUAUGAAGGCUCUCUUACGAUCCCACCUUGCAGCGAAGGUGUUACCUGGAUAUUAUUCCGAUACCCUUUAACUAUAUCCCAGUUACAGAUAGAAGAAUUUCGCAGGCUGAGGACGCAUGUUAAGGGGGCAGAACUUGUGGAAGGUUGUGAUGGAAUUUUGGGAGACAACUUUCGACCUACUCAGCCACUUAGUGACAGAGUCAUCAGAGCUGCAUUUCAGUAGCCAUCUCCCUCAGGGAGGAAGACAAUGGUCCUGGGGUGUGUCCUUGGAUGGGAAAUGGAAACUUGUGAACUGAAGCUUCACUUUAUCCCCACAGCCUGCAGUGUUUGUCUUUGUCUAAUGACCUUUGGUGGACAUCCAUGAGACUUGCCUGUACAAAGCUGUAAUGAAGUAUGAGAAGUGGCUGUAUAUUCAAGAGAGGCCCCACAUUGUAUGCCCAUAUACAUUGCACACAUACUGUAUGUGGCUUAUGUGUAGAAAAAUGAAGCUAGUUUUCAGAGUUUAUAUUAACAUGAAUAUAUAUCAUGUAUUUAAUAUUGAGAUAGACAAAAAUGCAUUUCUGGCAUUAGUAAUCUCCAUUUCUUUUGUCUAACAGAAAAUUUGUUCAUGUUGAGACUAGUGUAAUUCUUGAUAGUAAAAUAAAAACUUUGAUUAAGAAUAGCCUAGAGCUUUACAGUGCACUGAGAAGGAUUAUUAAAACCCACCUUAUGGUAUUUUUCAGUACCCAUACCAAAAUUAUUGUCAAGCUGAUUUGUCAUGGAAGAUAAUUUAAGUUGAUGAAGUGAUAUAAAACCCACUUUAUUUCUUAAAGGAUUUAAUUGAAUAUAUGAAUUUAAUAUGAAAUAUCUGAAGCUGUGGUUUCUAAAAAUUUGAGAAUGGCAUAAGAGAUAAAAUGAUGUAAAGAAGAUGGGUACAGCACACCAGGAAUAGCUUUAUUUUCCACAAAUAAAAAUAUGGAUUUAGAAGUGUCCUGUUUUAAUUUAAAUCUACACUUUAUAAAACUUCAAUGUAUUUUAUUAUAUAGAUUGCACUUCUUUGAAAGCUGGCCAACAAUACCCUUAUUUUAAUUAAUUGUAAGUGCUACUGCAAAUUUGAGCAUAUACUUAUUGUCAGAUGUGACAGAAUGAGAAUUUAUGUAAAGCAAUGAAGUCCUUGGCUCAAAGGAAGAGCACAAUAAAUAUUUUUUGUUGUUAUAA
This is a messenger RNA of Dipodomys ordii (Ord's kangaroo rat), 1874 nucleotides long. It is a transcript of the gene Ca8, whose product is annotated as carbonic anhydrase VIII. The transcript has 10 exons. The coding region runs from base 1 to 900 and encodes 299 amino acids. The record is from RefSeq and is a predicted model, not a curated record. NCBI's taxonomy places the organism in Eukaryota, Metazoa, Chordata, Mammalia, Rodentia, Heteromyidae. Gene Ontology annotation, molecular function: carbonate dehydratase activity; zinc ion binding.